CGAAUUAAAGGAGGUUUAUGGGUUUGUGUGCUGUUUAAUCCGCAAGCGUGCAGCAAAUCAGUAGCUGCAGCAUCACCAUCUGUUUCCUCUGAAGCCGUGACUCAGUUUUGUCAAAAUUGGCGAAAGACAUCUGCUUUUUUGCUGGUCUGGUGGCAUCGACUCACUCCCAAAGCUUGUCAAACGCUAGGAUUUCUGAACCGAAAGACCACUCGCACCGUCUACGACAAGGAAAGCCGGAGCCCGGAAAUAGCCUACUACAGGGGAGAUGCUCUGCUUAUGUUGGAUUUUCUGAAGACACAGAUCAACCGUGUAUUACUCUUAUUGAAUUAAUAAUUAACUAGUUAAUCGUUGUAGCCUACAGUUUCUCGGCGGUGUGAUUCGGACGGAAAUCAUAAAGAAAUUGAUGGACGUGCUUUAGACUACUAGAGCCUGGGUGCUGUAACAACUGAAACCAAGGCUAUGUCUGUGUUUAAUGGAGCGUUUGGAAAACGGGAGAGAUUUUCUGGUUAAAGGACUUAAUUUGCCAAGUAUUGUACUGCCUUCCAGAUAUUGACCAGCGUUGACUGUGUUCCAUUCAGAACCACUGUCUCACGGCUAAUAUUUGACAGGUCUCUGUGUGGAAAACGCGUUUUCCUCUGUACUCCCAGGCUGACUGCUGUAAGAGAGCCUUUAUAAAUUUGUCCUGUGCGAGUUGCCGUGGAGAUGGGAGAUAACAUGUCUAAAAGGUUGAAACUGGUGUCGGGAUCGGAUUCGGAGAUGGAAGAGCGAGCGUUUAACAACCCUUUCCCGGACUGGGAUCAAGGAGCCUGCACAACAUCCAAUUCAGGAACAGACAGUGACUGCAACGAACCAUUUGACGGGAAUGGAAAGAUCAGUGAGGCCUUCCAGAAGAAGGUCCAGAGCAAGAUCAAAGAUCUGCUGCUGCAGAUGGAGGAGGGCCUGAAGACGGCCGACCCUCAUGACUUCUCCACCUACACCGGCUGGACAGGGAUCGCUCUGCUGUACCUGCAGCUGCACCGCGUCACCGAGGACCCGUCCCACCUGCAGCGGGCGCUGGACUACGUCAAGCGCACCCUGCGCAACCUGAACGGCCGGCGGGUGACCUUCCUGUGCGGCGACGCGGGGCCGCUGGCCGUGGGCGCCGUGGCGUACCACAAGCUGAAGAGCGACGCCGAGUCGCAGGACUGCCUCGCCAAGCUGCUGCAGCUGCAGCGCUCGGUGGUCAGCUCUGACUCUGAGCUCCCGGACGAGCUGCUGUACGGCCGGGCGGGGUACCUGUACGCCCUGCUCUACGUCAACAGCGAGAUGGGCCCCGGCACCGUGGACGAGGCCACCAUCUCUAAGGUGGUCGGAGCGAUCUUGGACUCGGGGAAGAACCUGUCGAGGGAGGAGAAGAAGUCGGAGAGGUGCCCGCUGCUCUACGAGUGGCACAAGAAGCAGUACGUGGGCGCGGCGCACGGCCUGGCAGGGAUCUACUACAUGCUGAUGCAGCCAGGAGCCAACGUGAGCCAGGAGACGCUGACGGAGCUGGUGCGGCCCAGCGUGGACUACGUGCGUCACAAAAAGUUCCGCUCCGGCAACUACCCGUCCUCCCUGAGCAACGAGACGGACCGGCUGGUGCACUGGUGUCACGGCGCCCCCGGCGUGGUCCACAUGCUCAUAAUGGCCCACAAGGUCUUCAAGGAGGAGAAGUACCUGAAGGAUGCGGUGGACUGCGGUGAGGUGAUCUGGCAGAGGGGCCUGCUCCGGAAGGGUUAUGGGAUCUGCCACGGCACGGCGGGCAACGGCUACGCCUUCCUGGCCCUCUACCAGCAGACCCAGGAGAAGAAGUACCUCUAUCGUGCCUGCAAGUUUGCGGAGUGGUGCUUGGACUACGGGACGCACGGAUGCCGCAUCCCCGACAGGCCGUACUCUCUGUUCGAAGGCAUGGCCGGGGCCAUUCACUAUCUCUCAGAUCUGGCCGAGCCGGAGAAGGCCCGCUUCCCUGCGUUUCACCUUUGACCUGCGCUCGCGGGGAACCCUGACUCUGUUCCACGGGAAGUGUGAGGGGAGCGUGGAUGACUGGGCGGGACUUUGAUUUGAGUGACAGAGAUCCUUCUGGACAGCACAGUGCCUCUGACCCUGGCUUGGAGCUCCCUGCAGAAACGGACUCAAAAAACAAGCCUUCAGCCUAUAACUCUUUAACACCUCUGUGAGUCUGCGUACCCAGCUUUGAAACCGCCACCCUGCCCCCCCCCCUCCCCCCAACUCACACUCACACCAUAACCCCCUUUUCCCCAAGCGUGGAUCGUGGACCUUGCCCUUGCAUGCUUCCAGAAAAUGCAGUGUUCCUGUUCUGGCCACACCCACUUCGCCUCUGUGUCCCUCCCCCUUUCUCAGUGUUUUGUGUAAUGCCGUUACCCCCCCCCCCCCCCCCCAGCUAUGUCACUGUUGUCUGUCUCUGCAUGGGGAUGGCAGGACAUGUUAGUGACAGAAUGUGCCCGCGUUCAGCUAUAGCAAAAUCUAAAUGUCUCAACAGCGUCAAAGAACACAAAAAAGACCUUCUAACGUGCGUUUCUAGUGUGCAUCAUUAUUUCUGUUCUUUUACAUUGGUUCACUGAUUAGAGACCGGAGGGAGAAGGAAUGAAAAGAAGAAGAAAAAAAACAGCCAAUGGGUAAAUGACAUGUUUGGCAUAUUUCCUGGGUGUGGUGUGAUUUGUUCGGCCUCAUCCCAACCUGGUGAAAUGUUAAUUAGAGGAGUCACAGGUCUGUAUUUGCAUUUGUUUACAUUAUUAAUGCAGUGUAAUUAAUGUAUUAAUUUACAUGUUCUUCACACGCUCAGUUCAGAUAAUUCAUUUUACUGAUUGUUACACUCACUAAUCUUUGAGGGGAAAAAAUGUCUUGCUUUUAUUUGUCAGUCGAACAAAUGUUGAUUGAAAACCAGCCAUAAAGUCAUCACAAAAUCCCCAGCUUUCCUCCUCCUAACAUUAUCUGCGAAUCUGCUUUCCUAGCAAGACGCACAACGUGUGCGAUCAUGCGUAGUUUUGACACAUUUUCACCUGCUCUCCAAAUUGGAAGUGGAAUUAGUUUACCAAAUGUGUUCGUGCAGGAUGUCAUUUGUGUGCGAAUGUAAACUCUGCUAGGCACUUUGAAAUCCCCAAAGUGCUUCAAGCACAACACAUCAUACACAGUGUAACAGCUUGUUGCUGGAUAGAAAUUCUUCCCAGUAUCUGCUUUGGGGAAGGCUGUAAUCAGUUGAGAGCAGCCCGCUCAGUUCUUCAGGCCUGUGUGAUUGUUCAUCCAAAGUGCGUGCAAAAUAUGCAUGAAAAUCAGAGGGCAGGGGUUCUUACUCGUGGCUGGUGUGUCUGUCUGAUUGAAGGGUUAGUGGCCCGUAUUCAUAAAAGCUCUUGGCAGUCAGAGUAGUUCUCGAGUGGGAAAUGGUUAAAACAGAAUAGGUGGCAGUUUCCACUGAACAUCUGGCUGAAAGUAAUUUGGGAGACCAGUGUGGAAGAAAAGCACUUGAAAAUCAGUAAACCCUCAGAAAUUACUUGCAGAGAACAAACAAAAUUCUCAAGUCUGCAUUUUUCUUCAAAACAAGAAUGCUGCAGAGCACUGAAUUGUCAAGGAGCUUUUUUGGAAUGUAAAGAUGAAGUUUGGCAAUUUUGCUUUGUGCAAUAAGGUUUCAGAGUUAGUUCAGGACAUUGCCUACACAAAGGAAUAAAGCCGUCUCCUGCAUUAAAAGUUGUGAUGGCUGUUGUUGUGUACAAAAGAAUAAGCAGAAGUACAGGGAUGACAGUUUUGUGUGAGAUUGUUCUGUAUACACAGAAUGCUAUAAAGCCUAGAAGGAACCCACAGAAUCGGGGGUGUUGAAUCUUGAUUGAGAUUGGUUGGUAUGGGCCCAGCCUUUUUUUUUUUAGCCCAUCUAAACCCACCUGAUUCAGCUACCGUUAGAUUAACAUUCUGCUCAAUUAGGACCUUCAUCAGUUGAGUCGGGUGUUUUUGUGCUGAGCUCGGUCAAAAGCUUUCCGCUACAUCGGGUGGACACCCCUGCAUUUCAUAUACCUCCACAGUGUCAAGUUAGUGUGGUGUCAUCUUCCAAUGAAGUUCAUUCACUAUUCAGUGAAGCUCAGGCCGCCUUCACCUCUGAUAUUAUUUUGCCGUUUUACUGCUAGCUUAGCCAGGAGCCGACUUCACGCCUGGACUCUAGCUCGAUAUCAUUGUGUUGCCUACAGUCAACUAAAUUAUGUAUGAUCUCAUCUUCACUGUACAGAAGAACUUUUUAUUAAAACUGCUCUCUCAAUAAUUUCAUUUUAGUGAGGAAAUUAAUCGCUGAGAGUGCAUUUGUUGCACUGCUUGUAUAUUUCAAAUAUUGACUUAACGCCUGUUGUAAUUCAUUUCAGUCGAAAUCCAUGAAAUAUUCUAGCUGGGAGCUCCUGUGAAAUAUAUUAGUAACUGUAUGUGUGGUUCAUGGUCUGCUGAAUGCAUCACGUUGAAAAUGGGUAGACAUCACGUAUAUUUCAGUGAUACAGCUGUAUUCUUUAGGCCUACAUGUUAUUAAUGCGACAGCCUAGUUCACGUGGCAAGCCUAAUGUUGGCUGAGUGCCAGUUAUUAAUAGGUUACUAAGUGUGCAAACUGAAAGCAAAGAAAAAUUUACCAGUCAAAUAAGAAGACGUUGAAUGUCAUGGAUAGGCUGUGGAAUUGUGCAUCUCGAUUCACAAAUGUUUGGUAAUUAAAUGCUCGAAAGAGCAUUAGGGGGAAAAGUUGAUUCCCAGCCUGAGUGAUUGUGAGGAAAAAAUGUCACUGCAGGUUUGUGGAAAUUGUGUGGGUUUCUAGCGACUGCAUACAUUGCUCAAGAAUGUAACAUCUACAAGUCUUUUCUUUGUUCUGUUCUGUUGUGUUCCUAGAUGUUACGUGGGAUUUUACGCAUGCAUGUUUAAACAAGUUUUCUUGACGUGUAUGCUUUAGUACUCUCCGUCGUCAAAAAAAGCCGUGCUCACGGGUCUCGCAGUUGUCCGAAUCACAUAAUCAAGUGCUAUUUAAAACGUCUAGCGUAGGUUUUUGCUUUGUGUGCUGAAGAAACGACAGGAAGCCAGUGGAUGGCGCGGAUUCCGCUUCUUCGCACAUUGGAGGUGAUUGAUUUUCCGAGGCGCGCGAUGUCUCAGGUCUGCUCCCCCUUGGGCUUUGACAGUGCUAAUGUAUGUCGCUCUUAUUUUCGCCACCCUGGUGUUGGCAACAUAAUUGGGUCUAUAUAUAACAGCAGAGCAGAAAGCGAUGCAUCAGUGAAACGUUCGAACAGCGUUCGCAGGACACAAACCUCUGAUUUCAGUACUUUUGACAGUGUAGUGCCCCAUCUUGUCUUGUUUAUUUUAGGAUUAGGCCAGUCUUCACCAGGAUGAAAUUUGAUUUGCAGUAGGAUUUGAUCUGGUCCUGUAGGAUAUUUAUUAAGUAUGUUCAUGUUGUUUAUAUUCUUUGCUUGUGCUGAGCAAGCACACUCCACAUUACCCAGAGGAAUCCUGUCUGUUGGGGCUGGAUAAAGGAAAAAAGUACAUUUUUCUCAGAAUUGGAGUACCAUGAAAAUGAUUUUCUGGGACAUCAUUUAUAAUGGCCCCAUUUAAUUGUAAAAUCAUGUAAGACCACUCUAAUCAAAUUUACAUUUUGAUCCUAUAAAAAGAUGUGAACUUCACAUAUUGAAUUUAAUUUAGCUGGACCCUGACAAGGCACUGUCUUGAGGAAUUAAUAUACCCCUAGCUGUGACCAAAGAUUCGUUUUUCCCUUUGACCUUAAUUUUUCAUGUUUAAAAAAAUGCACAUCACUUGAAAGGCUGGUCAGUUAAUAUCCAAGAAGCAAGUGGUUGGAUACAUUACAAACCUUAGAGGGGAGUCCAGUUUUAGCUUUCUUAGCAGCCAGUGCUUAGCAGCAUGUCUCCGCCAUUUACACCACAAUCCGCACUCUCUCAUUGCAUUCAACUACCAUCUCUGCUUGUACUUUGCUUGGCCUAAAUUUUUAUAUAAUUCCCUAAUUUUGUUUUGCACAUACAUGCAGGGUCAGAUUUUUUCUUCACAGUUUGGUGAGUUUGGUGACCAAAUUGAAUUUGUAAGUUGAAUUUAAGGAUAAUUUUGAAUGAAAUCCAGGUUACACUCUGAACAGUACACCUGCCAGUACAGUGUAAUGAUGGAGUGGUGUGUGUGGUUGAUUGAAUCCUGGAUUGUUUUACUUAAAAUCUAAAGUUUUUAAUUUAAGUUUAUUAUUUACUUUGAAUUCACAAAGUACAUUUUGCAUCAAAUAAAGAAUAUGCAUUUGCUGAUGAACCAUAAUUAAAUUUCUCCUGUAAAAUGACACUUUGGGUGUUGCUUAUGCAAGUACACUUUGUGACAGUCUCUUUAGCUGGAUAAGUGUUAUAUUUGGUAUUAGGGGUAGGAUAAGUUUUUUUAAUUUUAUUUGUUCAAAUGCAUUGCAUUCAGUGCAAAGAUCUUGAAGUUUUUUUUUAGUGGGGACUUAUCCGUCCUAAUGAUGUGGUGAUAUUGUCCUUGAAUUUUACUGGUUGUGGUUAUGAAAUUAUUUCAUCUCAUAAUUUGGUAUGUAGUGUCAUUUUUUAAUGAGUGUUUUGCCAGAGAAUUUAGUGUCAUUUCCGUAUAAAAUUCAGAGUAAUUUAGCUUUAAAUCAGAGUACUUGUUUCAAAUCUUAACUUUUCUAUUUGAUUUCCAUUUCACACUUGCUCAAGUCUCUUCGCUCAGCAGUUGCAAUCUAGAGGAAGCCAAUUUAGGGAAUAAAUCGAAUCCAUUAAGGGCUUGUGGAUUGUGCCUCCAUCAUUCAUGAAAUGUUUAAAGCACAAAUGGAAUUUCUCAUUAUGCCUUCCCAGUAAAAUACUGAUACACAAAUGUAAUAUCUGGAUCACUAGUUAAAACACCUUCUGUGGGGAUUUAAAUGGCAGCACAGCACAGGCUUGUCUUCCCUCAGAUAUGAAAUGUCCGCUCUUCUGUCUUGUGUUUGCGUGGCCCUCGCUUAUCACUGGUUGGCUGCAUUAGGAGCUCUGGGCCUUUCAAACACAGGCAGUCUGUAUCAAUAAGAAGGAAGAGUCCGCGUCCGUGGAUGCCAUGUAGCGCUCUGAGCUAUGAGGUGAACUCCUGUAAUCCCAGCCCAGAGUAUCUGUUGAACUGAAUCUCCUCCAACUGCUCACUACUCUGGAAUCAAACCGGCAGGUGAGUUUCACCCCACAUUACUUUCAAGGUCGGGUCUGUGAGGAUAAAGAAAUGUUAGCCAAAAAAAUCCUAAAAGAAUACAAAAUGGCUGGACUGAAAUGGCAGCGCGUUGUUUCAGUGAAAGCUUUAGCAUGUUUCGUCGGAUGAAUUCAGUAUUGUGAUGCACUUACCGGCUGUGUACCAAAGCCUGGGUAUCCUUAGAAUUGAGGUCACAUUAAUAAUGGGGCUUAUAAACUGUCAUUUUUCAUAAGAUGUAUUCAACUCAUUGAAAAUGAUUUUUAAAGACAUGUUGAAAAGGCCAUUCUGAGUUUAAAUGUGAUACUAUAUGCAAUAUGGGCACAAACAUAGCUGUCAAAAAAAAAAAAAAAAAAGCUACCAACACUGAUGUCCUAUAGUGCCAAAUACAAAUGUCAUUUCUGGGGAGUGAUACAUAGUGUUCCUUGUGAAGUGGUCUUGCUACUAUAUGUUGUUUUGUCUUGGAUAUAACCUAGUGUAAGAACUGUGCGUUUGUGUUCUCUUUUUCAUGUCCUUGGUAAUAUGAAUGUUACAAAAACUGCUACAAAUUGUCUGUACUUUACUGUCUGAACUGCUUUGUACAAAUGUCAUUUUCAAUAAAAUGCAAGACCGUUUGAAAGGUU
Molecule: messenger RNA, 7817 nt
Organism: Anguilla anguilla (European eel)
Lineage: Eukaryota; Metazoa; Chordata; Actinopteri; Anguilliformes; Anguillidae
Gene: lancl2
Product: LanC lantibiotic synthetase component C-like 2 (bacterial)
Exons: 10
Coding region: 703-2001 (432 amino acids)
Biological process (GO): peptide modification; carbohydrate metabolic process
Cellular component (GO): plasma membrane
Source: RefSeq, a predicted model, not a curated record